This is a messenger RNA of Daktulosphaira vitifoliae (grape phylloxera), 2169 nucleotides long. RefSeq lists its product as uncharacterized. The transcript has 8 exons. The record is from RefSeq and is a predicted model, not a curated record. Bases 142 to 1866 code for a protein of 574 amino acids. Gene Ontology annotation, biological process: negative regulation of transcription by RNA polymerase II; positive regulation of transcription by RNA polymerase II; cell fate commitment. Lineage: Eukaryota; Metazoa; Arthropoda; Insecta; Hemiptera; Phylloxeridae. Gene Ontology annotation, molecular function: RNA polymerase II cis-regulatory region sequence-specific DNA binding; DNA-binding transcription factor activity, RNA polymerase II-specific; zinc ion binding.
GUCAAGUGUUGGAUCGUCGACUUUCCUGGAGUUUUACAGUUGGGUUCGAUAAAGAAUAAAAGAUAAAACGUUCAGGCCAACAGUAUUAAGAUAAAAAGCGCCGAACUCCGAUACCGUAUCACUGCAACAACAACUCGGGGCAUGGAUGACGACGGGACUACCAGAGGAGUGAUAAGGCCGGCCCCCGCUCAUAUCAGAACCAUUACGACGUCGGGUCAUAUCACAACAGUUCCAAAUGUGGUCGACGGUCAGACUCAAAACGAGAGCACAGCCGCAGAUACUAUGGCACAACUCAAAGUACAACAACAGCGACAAAUCGAAUAUAGACAUGAAGGGAAUUGCACUCCGGAAAAUACGGAAUGUGUUUCGUCAGAAGUUCUUCUUAAUGAAUACACAGAUAAUGGCACCCCGGCAACUCGUUCACCGGUAGAUCCAGUAUCCUCACCAAAAGAUUUUCAGAAAGACCCCAGUCCGCCAACGGAAGGUAUUCGGCUCAGAAGGAACGUGGGCGGCGCCGAAGUACAGUUACAGUUACCAGUAGAAAAGAUAUCGACGUUCCAAGGGUACAUGUCGGACUAUUCGAAUCACCAACGACACCAACGGGUCAGGUACUUAGAGUACAGGGACCAAUCUCAACAUGAUGAGGGCAGAUUCGAUCAGCCAUCGCAACUACUCAAGUACGACCAUCAUCAACAAGGUAAAGUGGAUCCAAAUUCGAGCUAUGUUACCUUGGAGUCGGUCAACGAUGUUUAUCAACAACAACAGCAGCAGCAGCAGCAGCAACAAACAUACCAACAACAUAGUUAUCAGACAUAUCAGACGUACGACGGAGAACAACAGCAAGACAUGUUUAAUAUGACUUACGAAAAAGACGGUCACGUUGGUUAUUCACUCAAGAAAAGCUAUCAGCAGCAAACUAUGAUGUUACAACAUCAACAACAACCAGAAUAUCAAGGCGAUGGUAACGGCGGUGAAGCACAGCAGGACUUUUGGUCUCACGAAAAUCAAGUGACUGACUUUACAACAAAUGAGGAGACUUUGGCUGCCGCUAAUGUGUUGCAAAUGGAGAGUUUAGGUCAAACUGAUGGAAACGUUCAAGUGACGCCACACUAUACCAUAUUUCAAAGUACCAAUCCCGGACCUUCGUGGAUUGACGAACACUAUGACCAAAACGGAAUCCUAAAUGUAGACAUCAAAGAGUGUGUCAAUUGUGCAGCUAACGUUACACCUUUGUGGCGUAGAGAUGGAACUGGCCAUCAUCUGUGCAAUGCGUGCGGCUUAUACAAUAGAAUCAAUGGAGUAAAUCGACCCCCGGUGAGGUCGACUCAGAAAAAAACUACCCAGCAAACUGGAAACAAACGGUCCGGAGUCUCCUGUGCUAAUUGUUCAACAAAUACCACUACACUAUGGAGAAGAAACAACAACGGCGAGCCUGUGUGUAACGCUUGUGGACUAUAUUUUAAAUUGCAUAAUGUUAAUAGGCCGUUGACGAUGAAAAAAGACGGGAUACAGCAGCGCAAAAGGAAACCGAAGAACCCAACAGUCGGUUUCGCCCAAAAUUCGUCAUCCAAGGAGAAACCACAAGGUGAAGUUGCCUCAAAACUUUUACUUCCUCAUUUAUUUACUGGAUCGUCUGACGGAAAAAUUCAACACAGUCAACUUAAUUAUGAAACAGUUGUUAUGGCAACACAAGAUCAUUAUAUACCUCAUGGUUCUCAGUUACACAUAGUACCUCUUCCGUCAACAUCAAAUAAUCAUGUUCGACAUAUGUCAAGUAACGAACAACCUAUUGAUCACAUGGGAUCUAGAGAUAUGUUGAGUAGUGUAAUCACAUCGACAGGAAAUCAUAACGUUCGAAAUGAUUAGAUAAUGAACUAUAUAAUCAAUAUAUUAUUACUUACUUUCCUUUUGUUUUUAUGCAAAAUGUAUUUUAUAAAACGUUAGAUCAAAAUAUAUUUAAUACAAAUGUUCAAUUAAAUUUAAGUUUACCAUAAUUUUUAAACUAAUUAGAUUAUUAGUGAUAUCGUUAAGAAUUUGUUUAAAUAUUUUUUAAAGUAUUCCCAAUCUUGUACAUAUUGUUUUCUUAUUUUAUCACUAGAUAAUUUUUCUUUUUAUAAUUCAUAAAACGUAAUUCAUUAUUUGUAUAUAAAUUAUUAUAUUUGAAAAAAA